UAAGCAGAUCGACUUGCCCCUUUGGGGUUGGGGGUUCAAAUUCUGCCUCCGCCAUGAGUGCAUGCAUGUUCUCUCAAUGUUUGGGGGGUUUCCUCCAUGUACUCUUAUUUCCUCCCCCAGUUCAAAGACAUGUGUUGUAGGUUGACUGGCUGGAAUUUAUACUGCCUUUUGCCCUAAAUUUCCUGGGAAUUCUGUCUAUUGUGUUACGUCACCAUUUGUACACGUCAACAUUUGUAUUUUUCGAUCAUUGUAGUCGAUAAAAUGCAUUUCUUUGAUUCAUGUAUAGUCAAUUUCAUAAAGUAUGCAUCUUGUUUCUCUUCUUGAGAUGACUAGUGUAGACCAAUCUGGCAACCUGGCUGAUGCUGGUGCGGUGCUGAUGCUGAGGCUGAGGCAGUGUUGGGUUCCUGUGCUGGAGGAGAUGCUGAGCUCAGUCAGGACACGCAUGAUGCGCUCAGGAUGCACGUGCGGCGGCGGCGGCGGCGGCGGUGGGAUGAUGUGAUGCUGUUAGGGAACGCUGCAGUGUUUCCACCACAGGGACCAACCUCAUCGAUCCUUCUCCCACUUUCCUGAGCGCGCAGCGUGCACGCGGUACGCAGGAAUUACGCGGAUUUUUUUUAACGCCUCACUUCUUUUUGCUCAAACUUUGAGGAUGAGAUGGAUGCAGAAGACGGACACUUGUGCAUGAGUGUAUCAACAUGUAGCACGGUUCCUUAUCAAGGCAUGAUGUGUUUAGAGAAGAUCUGGUGAGAUACAGAUAGAUAGAUAAUGCUUCCUAGUCGUCGCGAGGACUGUCCCGUCUCGUGAACGAUCAUGAACGAUAAACCGAAUAAACUGGUGUUCAUUCCGGUCUUGGCUGUGCUGUUCGUGAUGAUCGGCUAUCAGUACAUCUGUCCAGCGGGCAGCCAGUCGUGCCAUUUGAGAAACGCUGGCGAUCCGAGAGGGAGACGCGCGCCGACGCCGGACCGCGCGCCGCACGUGGGGCGCGAGCGCGCGCCGGACGCGGCGCCCCGAUUGAACUUCAGCGAGCGCGAGCUGGCGCGCCGUGUCGACUUCGACAUGAGGGGCGACGACGUGCUCGUGUUCCUGCACAUCCAGAAGACCGGCGGCACCACGUUCGGCCGCCACCUGGUGCGCAACAUGCGCCUGGAGCGACCGUGCGACUGCCAGACGGGCCAGAAGAAGUGCGCGUGCCGGCGCCCGGGCCGAGACGAGUCGUGGCUCUUCUCGCGCUUCUCCACGGGCUGGAGCUGCGGCCUGCACGCCGACUGGACAGAGCUCACCAACUGCGUGCCUGCAGUCAUGGACAAAAAACGCGCUCCGAAGCGGAAAAAGAACUUCUAUUACAUCACCAUGCUGAGGGACCCGGUGUCACGCUAUCUAAGUGAGUGGAAGCACGUGCAACGCGGUGCCACUUGGAAAACGUCGCUCCACAUGUGUGACGGCCGCGCCCCCACCCAGGCCGAGCUCCCUUCGUGUUACGGUGGCGAUGACUGGUCGGGUGUGACGCUGGGAGAGUUCAUGGCGUGCCCACACAACCUGGCUAACAACCGGCAGGUGCGCAUGCUAGCCGACCUGAGCCUGGUCGGCUGCUACAACCUCUCGUCCAUGGGAGAGCGUGAGCGUGGUGCUAUUUUGCUCGCCAGCGCCAUGAGCAAUCUAAAAAACAUGGCCUUCUACGGCCUGACCGAGUUCCAGCGUAAAACACAGUACCUGUUUGAGCGUACAUUUCAGCUGCACUUCAUCGCAGAGUUUACGCAGCUCAACAGUACACGGGCCGCCGGCGUGGAGUUGCGGCAAGACGUACACGAGCGCAUCGAGCGCCUCAACUUUCUGGAUGUGCAACUUUACAAGUUCGCCAAGGAGCUCUUCCUGCAGCGUGUGCAGUUUGCGCGCCAACAGGAGAGGCAGGAGCGGCGCUGGCAGCACGAGCAGAAGGACCACCAGAGUAAAAGGCAGUCGGAAGAAAAUCAGUCACAGCCCGCCACCACAGAGGACUACGCCAGCCAAGUGGCACGCUGGUGAUGCUUCUUACAUAAAAACAAACACUGAGCCAAGAUGUACAUGGGGUGGCCAUAUUUUCAGCUCUUCAUUCACUCUUCUCUCUCAUUAAACAUUUUUUUUGGUUUGAGACGCUGUUGUAAGUCAACGGACUUGGGAAUGUUUCGUUAGACAGUGAAGUCUGAGAAUCUUAAACAUGCUCACAAAGAAUAUAUGAAAUGCAACGUCAGUAGAUGGGUAUAGCACUGGCUCUACCCUUCAAAUGUUCUUAAACAUAGCAUCACAAAUCAUGAUAUGCUAAAUAAAAGCUAUGGGGAAUCAAUA
This is a messenger RNA of Silurus meridionalis, 2322 nucleotides long. It is a transcript of the gene hs6st3b, whose product is annotated as heparan sulfate 6-O-sulfotransferase 3b. The coding region runs from base 811 to 2022 and encodes 403 amino acids. The transcript has 2 exons. The record is from RefSeq and is a predicted model, not a curated record. Gene Ontology annotation, cellular component: membrane. NCBI's taxonomy places the organism in Eukaryota, Metazoa, Chordata, Actinopteri, Siluriformes, Siluridae. Gene Ontology annotation, molecular function: heparan sulfate 6-sulfotransferase activity.